CCAUCGCACCGGUUGCGUAUAGUGUAUAGAAGCAAUCAGCUGUUUUCAGCCGUCAGACAACAUGCGUAAAAUUCCCCCACACUCGUAUAGGGGCAUAAAACGUACGCGUAGCUAACAUCUCACUCACACAUACGCAACACCACGAUCAAGAAACGCGCAGAUCGCGAACUGCGGGUUCUCGCAUACUAUCAUUAUAUUAUUUUUGUUCAGAGACGGUACACGUCGUUGCGAGGUUUUGGGUCGUUUUGGUUUAAAGUAUAAAAAGACUUAAUUGUAUUAACCACGAUACGAUUAUUAGCCACGCUUGUGAUAAGAGAUCUCAAUAAUUGUGUAGCAAUAGGCGCUGUGUUAUCGUGGCUGUUACUUAUCGAAUGAAAAAGCCACAAUCUUUUUUUUGGUGCCAAUAACGGUCAGUAUAGUGCUUGUUUAUUACGCUAUCUAAAGUGAUUACAAUUUAAUGAUCCACGCGGUGAAAAGAAGGGCUUUUUUCAGUGUGUAGUGUUUGAAACCAUCGUAAGAAGCUACACUCUUACUGGCGCUAGCUACCCCCAUGUGGGAGCAAAGCAGAAAAUAUUAUUUUUAACCACCCCAAAACACAUCACACAGCUGGUAGAAGAUCACACACAACCUUACAGAGUACCACAGCAUCAACCUUACAAAUCGCGACGAUCAUCGGCGACGUGUGAUGUGGCGCGAUUGAAAUAAAAAAAAAAACACCCGGCCUUGUCGUUGUGUUGCACUGAAGGCAAACAACAACUGUGCCAGAGCAGAUGUAAAAGGCACUAACACUGUGUGAACACCGUUGCGGAACAGAACAGCACAAAAGUAGCCGGCUGUAGAGCGACCAUGGAAGACAUAAAGGAAAAUCUAAUACCGAAUCUACACUUUGCGGAAAACGAUGAGGAAGAACUAGCGGAAGAGAUUGGUCUACCGAGACGUCCAACCAUCCCAUCUCUAUUGCAGCGAAAUUCCCAAAUUAAUCUGCUCGAACAGAUGGAUCACAGUGGCGAACAGAGCAAGCUAAAUGAGCUGCGGCAACGCAAGGGUACGGUGCGUUUCACGAACUCGAAAACCGUCCAAAGGCAGGAGAAGGCACCGCCACCGGAUGAACAGACACCAUUCGGUGAAAGUCUUAUGGUGAUAGAGUUUGGUGAAAAUGCCCCAGUGGAAGCGAUACAGUGGAUUAUGGACAAAAUUCGUGGACGACGGGUUGACGGUGGUUUAGAACUGCUCGUACGAAAAGAACCGCUAAGCAAAGACAGUCAAACGAUCAUAUUUCACAUCUCCGCCACGCACAUGAAGCUGCUCGAGAUUGCGGACGAUAUGGGGUUCAUGAAGCGCACCAAAUCGGGCAUCAUUCGCAACUUUAACGUUGCCUGUUUGGAUGAGUUUUUCUACGACGAAGGUAUGGCGCUGGAAGACAUCCUAACACCCGCCGACCGGCAGAUAAUUAUCAAACAUGCACUGGAAUCGAUCAAGGCGGCCGACGACGAACAUCGGAUACCGGGCACGAAGAUUAUUCUCUACCACGGCCAAUCGAUCAUACAGGCGGCACAGGGUGCGGAGCUGAUCGGCAAUCUUUACUCGCUGCAUGAUAAGCGAACGUUGAAGGAGUUACGCCAUCGGUGGAUAAAACCGGCCCGCGUUCAACCGAUCGACGAGAUACGGGACUAUUUCGGUGAGAGUGUCGGGAUGUACUUUUCCUUCCUUGGGUUUUACACGUACGCGCUCGUGGUGCCAACGGUGUUCGGCUUUCUGCAGCUUGGCCUAUCGGAGGAAACGGAAACCGUACCGUUCUUCUGCGUGUUCUACGUCGUCUGGAUGAAGGUGUUUCUCGAGCUGUGGAAGCGCAAAAGUUCAUCCCACGCGUACCGGUGGGGUACGAUCACGAUGACGAAUCUGGACGAACCACGGCCCGGUUACUAUGGGAAGCUGGCGCGCGAUCCCAUCACCGGCAAGUGGACACCCCAGUACCCAAAGUGGAAAACGUACGUGCAGAUGUACUGCGUAACGGCACCGAUCAUUCUGCUGUGCAUGGGCAUUGCCGCGUUUGUGACGAUCUUUCAGUUCUACGUCGAGGCGUACCUGGCGGAACUGUUUGGACCGGAUGCGUACAUUCUCUACCUACCGUCGGUGGUGAACGCGAUCUACAUUGCCGUAUCGACGCUGGCGUACGAUCGGUUAGCGACGUACCUCACGGAUAAGGAAAACCAUCGCACACAAAGCCAGUACGAGCGACACCGCGUGAAUAAGCUGAUCGUGCUUGAGUUCGUCAACAAUUUCUUGUGCCUGUUCUACAUCGCGUUUAUACUGCAGGACAUGAAGAUGCUUAAAACACAGCUCAUGAUGCAGCUGAUCGUGCUACAGUUUCUGCAGAACGUGUUCGAAAAUCUGUACCCAUACCUGAAGAAGAAAGUUGGCCUCAAGAUUGUACGAUUGUUUGUGAAAUCGAAUUACGAGAAACUGAAGGAAGCACAUGAAUCGUACGACGAAAUGGGACUGCAUUCGCUGGACGAUGAUGAUCCGCGGGUACUACAGAACCGCAAGGAAACGAUUCUGGAAGAGUACAACACUUACGACGAUUACCUAGAGCUGUACAUACAGUUCGGUUACGUAGUGUUGUUUUCCUCGGUAGCACCACUAACCGCUUUCUGGGCCAUUCUGAACAAUGUGAUCGAGAUACGGCUCGAUGCGUACAAGCUGUGCAGCUUCUUCAAGCGACCGUUUGCACGCCGUACGAAAAAUAUCGGCGCCUGGCAGUUAGCGUUUGAAACGCUGGCUGUGAUUUCCAUUCUGACCAACUGUGGCAUUCUCUAUCUUUCGCCUCACAUGAGAGAGCUUGGUGCCGGUUUUACCCGGGAGUCGUACACCCUUACCUUCCUCAUUAUUGAACAUGUGCUGCUUGGAUUAACCUGGUUCAUCUACAAAGCCAUCCCCGAUACACCGCACUGGGUGCGUGUGGCUUUGGCAAAAGCAGAACAUGAAUCGCGCCAAGCACUGAAACGUGAGAAUGCACAACGAUCUCGCAACGUGCUGUUUCGCAGGUUUCGUAGCGUAUACGAUACACAUUCGAUGCUGAACUAAGCAACAUAAUUAUGACUGCAAACGGAGAAUAUAAAACAGCUUCACUCACACCGUUAUGCAGUGCACUGCAAUUAAGAGAUUUUGGUCCGCGUGCGCAAUAUCAAGGGUGCGGUUUUAUAUGAGAAAUGUUUUAUUUAUGUUCGAUAUGUUCGCUAAAUAGAAUUUAAUAAAACAUAGUUACCAACUUCUGAACCAA
Messenger RNA from Anopheles funestus (African malaria mosquito), 3280 nucleotides. RefSeq names its product anoctamin-10 (gene Axs). Bases 847 to 3084 code for a protein of 745 amino acids. The transcript is spliced from 8 exons. Gene Ontology annotation, molecular function: chloride channel activity. NCBI's taxonomy places the organism in Eukaryota, Metazoa, Arthropoda, Insecta, Diptera, Culicidae. The record is from RefSeq and is a predicted model, not a curated record. Gene Ontology annotation, cellular component: plasma membrane. Gene Ontology annotation, biological process: chloride transmembrane transport.